UUCUUCCGAGCGAGCGAGAAGAAUUCGAUAAGAGUGCAAUUAAAAGCGUGGAAAGCGGAAGAAAGGAAGUGCGAAGUGCGUUCUUCCGAAGAGUGCAAUUAAAAGUGUAAGAAGCCAAGAACGUUUCUCCAAAAGAGCGAGAAGAAUUCACUCAGGGUUCAAUUAAAAGUGUGUGGAAAGCGGAAGAAAGUGGCGGGCGAGCGAAAUAGAGAUAAGAAGCCUUCUAAUUAUAGAGGGUCUAAAAAUAAACAACCACAAACAGCAGCAAACAAUUAGAGAGAGAGGGAACGAGUUAAGCGCUCUCCCAAAGAAAGAGAUAGAGAUAAGGACGAACAGAGAGCAAGCGCAGCUCAAUAUAUAUGAGAGAAGAGUGAGAGCGAAAGAGAGGGGGAGAUCGCGGGAGAUGGGAAUACGAGAUACUGAUGCUCCCAAGAAACGGCAGCUUUACGUUCCAGCAUCCAAGCGUCCAGCUUCCAAAAGCGUUUCCAAUUCCAAGCCAGUCGCAACGUCAGCGGAAUACCGCUACAAUUCGCAUUGCCAGUCGAUCAGUCGAUCAGUUGCUCAGUCGCCUGCGGUCCGAUAGAUAUACCCGCACUCUUCUGCUCGUGCCACAAUACAUCACGCGAUGCAACAACAACUUGUGGGCGCAGCAGCAGCAGAAAACGCAGCAGCAGCAGCCGCAACAGCAGUCGAAAACGCAGCAGCAGCAGCAGAAGUUAGCCACUUGUUCGAUUGCCCGCACUCCACCAAACGCCUAUCGAUAGCAAAAGGACUUUAAUCGAUCUUCAAUCGCAAAGGAUACAAAUAUUUAUCGGCUCCGCUUUUUUUUUCAUUUUUUUUUUUUUUUUUGCACGUACAAUAACCCAAUCUAAACCCACCACAAACAAGAAGGAAAAUUACCCCUUAUUUUUAGUCGUUUUGUUUUGUUUUUCGUCAAUCAAUUGUGAUUUUGAAACUGUGUGAUCGCAAAAGAAAAUCUGCAAAUUAGCAAAAAAAGAAAGUUCCUUAAGCAAGUGAUAAACCCGUUAGAAACUCUAUAGACGGAAAGUGAAAAGGGAGCCCCCGGAUUUAUAUAAACACUAUAUGCCUAAAACACACACAUUCACAAUAUAUACGUUUUAUAAUCCGCGUGUAUCAAACAACAUAUAAAUAUAUACAUCGAAAGCCUUGAUUGUUAUAUAUUAAGGACAGCAAAGGAAACCAAUAUAUAUAUAACAUUAAACUCGGAAAGAACAGCAUGCAAAUAUGAUUCCCGUAGUGCCAACGUCCAGAAUCCUGCUAGUCCUGGCAACCAUAAUCGCCGUGCUAGUGCUGAUCAGCAGUUGGGUGCCCCAGGUGGCAAGUAGUCCGAUCGCACCGGCGGACUAUCAACAAAGACGAGUGAUGUGCUCCACCAAUCUCAGUGAAUUCAUACAGAACCUAUGCGAAUCUGGAACGAUGUCCUACGGCGAUCGUUAUCCCAACAGUUUUGGGAAACGCAGGAAGCGAGAUGUGCAGUAUGUCGCCGAUCAGUGCUGCAAACCGGGGGGAUGCACCUACACGGAGCUAUUAAACUACUGCAAAGAAUGAUAAUUUUCCCGAAUUGGUGUUGAGUUGAUCAACCGUUACUCCACAACACUCCACUACACUCCACUAUACUGAACUUCACUCCGCACUCUACGCCUUGCACCUUACACACCCUACACACUCUACACCCAACACCCCAGACCAUUCCAAACUCCAUCAUUCUUAAGCCUUAAGAUAAAACGAGCAAACAGCAGUCUCCCUUAGAGUACACUAAGUAUAUUUUACUAAUUUAAACUAUACACUAACUCAAUUCUGUACAAUAAAAAAAUGCAAAUGAACGAGAGAA
Drosophila gunungcola (fruit fly) is the source of this 1852-nucleotide messenger RNA. It is a transcript of the gene Ilp6, whose product is annotated as probable insulin-like peptide 6. NCBI's taxonomy places the organism in Eukaryota, Metazoa, Arthropoda, Insecta, Diptera, Drosophilidae. The coding region runs from base 1246 to 1569 and encodes 107 amino acids. The transcript has 3 exons. The record is from RefSeq and is a predicted model, not a curated record.